This is a messenger RNA of Penicillium macrosclerotiorum, 1773 nucleotides long. Its product is annotated as fungal specific transcription factor domain-containing protein. Gene Ontology annotation, molecular function: zinc ion binding; DNA binding. The coding region runs from base 1 to 1773 and encodes 590 amino acids. The transcript is spliced from 6 exons. Lineage: Eukaryota; Fungi; Ascomycota; Eurotiomycetes; Eurotiales; Aspergillaceae. The record is from RefSeq and is a predicted model, not a curated record. Gene Ontology annotation, biological process: DNA-templated transcription.
AUGGGUCUGAGACAAUCAAGCGAGUUCCAAUGGAUGAGUCCCGAUUCCUUCAUCACAGUCCAACAAUGCCAGCCAAACACACGCAGUAAGAGCAAGAGCGACUUGAUUCUGGAUAUCGGCAUUCGUUGGUACGUCGCCAACUCAUGGACUGGGAUCAAUGUCACGAAUGUCAUGAAUGUCAUGUGUUUCAUGUACCAAUCCAAUUCAAACCAACAGGGUACCCACCGCAGUUCAAACCAAAAUCCUUCUGCGAUAUUGCCUCAUACAGAAAUUUCACCAAGCGCGGUGAGUAACACCCACCACGGUGAAGGCCCCCUAGAUCACAUCUCCAAUGCGAUACUAUCCCUCUUUCAUGCAUCAACCACCGAGUCAAUUCUCUCAUGGCCACAACUUGCCGAAUUCGGAAACUUGAUCAAAGAGCGCUGCUUUUCACUUUUCCGCCUUGAGAGUAUGCGUCCGCCACUCGCUCAGCGCCAAUGCAUGGUACAGCCAUAUAUGCCCAAGCAAGAAGUGGAGACCACUGUUCGAAGCUUUGAGCGUGGUAUCAACUUCUGGUAUCCAACUAUGGCCCGGGCCACGACGCAGGAGUUGCAAGUCCAUAUCAUAGCGGGUACAUUUGAAGAGACUACUCGUUCAUGUCUUUCGCUGUUGAUGAUGGCUUUGGGAUGUGCAUGCCAGCUGGUCGGGUUUUUCACGCACCGGGAAGGAUCCAAGACAAGCGAGGCAGAUUGCCAGAGGGAGCGGCGGCUAAUGGGGAAGUUAUACUUGGAUGCUGCUUUAAGGAAGAUCUAUCUAGCGCAGGCGGGGUUUACGGCGGACGCAGUGCAGUGUUUAUUUUUUACCGGGUUGUAUUUUUCGUUUUUGCAACGACCACUCCAAGCCUGGUCCUUUAUAAGCGCGGCUGCAACCAAAUGUCGGCUUCUCUUGUCUUAUGACAUCCCCGAGCAGACCUCUGAGCAGCUGGAAUGUCUUCGCCGGAUAUUUUGGUCCUGCUAUAUUCUCGAGAGUGACUUUCUUGCAGAACUAACCGGCCUUCCUCAAACUGGGAUUGGAGAAAUAGAAUCUUCUAUUCCCUUACCAGGUGAAUACUGUACACAGCAGUCUGAAAGUGACCAAGAGCAAUCAUCACUCUAUUUCCUUGCCUGCAUAUCCAUGAGACGACUGCUCAACCGCGUUCAUAACCUUCUCUACGCUCGAGAUGCCGGCGUUGGUUUUGACAAUCACCAAUUUCUCUCUGUUGUCUCGGAGCUGGCUUACCAAUUAAACGAGUGGAAAGACUUUUCAUUCCAAUUUUCUAUCAAUUUAGAUUCCACGAGAACAGAAGAAGGUGCAUUUCUUCGCCAGCGGUACCUGACUUGCAAGAGCGUCAUUUAUCGUCCCUAUCUUGCCUGGGCCCUGUCUAAUGGCGAUACCAUAGAAGGGUGUCCGCCAAUCGUUUAUGAGGGGUCUAAGCUGUGUCUGGAGGCCUCCUGGAUGCACGCACAAAAUUUACGCAGCUUGCCGCACACCAUCACUGUUGACACGUGGAUUUGCUCGCUUUCGAUGACAUCGGUUAUACUUAUUUUAUUAGCUGCGUCUCCUGUCCGCCCCUUGCGCCGAAUCAUGCGGUCGAAUGUUCUGGAUAUUGGACCGCAUUUCAAUGACUUGCUUUCUCAGUGGGCACAUAUUCCAGGUGGUGGAACCUCACCUAGUGUCAUGGAAAGUAUUAGCUUGAUUACAAAUGUCUUUACUUUAUUGAAAAUAACCUGGAAUGAGUGUAGACCCGGGGAGUAG